Microcebus murinus (gray mouse lemur) is the source of this 1611-nucleotide messenger RNA. RefSeq names its product TNFRSF1A associated via death domain (gene TRADD). NCBI's taxonomy places the organism in Eukaryota, Metazoa, Chordata, Mammalia, Primates, Cheirogaleidae. The record is from RefSeq and is a predicted model, not a curated record. Gene Ontology annotation, molecular function: transmembrane receptor protein tyrosine kinase adaptor activity. Gene Ontology annotation, cellular component: tumor necrosis factor receptor superfamily complex. Gene Ontology annotation, biological process: extrinsic apoptotic signaling pathway; positive regulation of canonical NF-kappaB signal transduction.
GGGCUGGGACUGGCCGGCCGCAGAGGGCAGGGGGCGGGAAGGAGCCGCCCCGAGCCCGAGGGGCGGAACGCGCGGGCGGACCGGGCGCUCGGGCUGGGGCACCGCCCCGCGCCUCCGCGCACACCCGGAAGCGGCGCGAGUGGAGCGGCGCCUGGCAGGCGUGGGAACCCAGGCCUGGGCCGAGGUGGCCAGGAGGUGAGAUGGCAGCUGGGCAAAAUGGGAAUGAAGAGUGGGUGGGCAGCGCGUACCUGUUUGUGGAGUCCUCGCUGGAGAAGGUGGUCCUGUCGGAUGCCUACGCCCACCCACAACAGAAGGUGGCAGUGUACAGGGCUCUUCAGACUGCAUUGGCAGAGAACGGUGGGAGCCCGGACGUGCUGCAGAUACUCAAGAUCCACCGCAGCGAUCCGCAGCUGAUUGUGCAGUUGCGAUUCCGCGGGCGGCAGCCCUGCGGCCGCUUUCUCCGCGACUACCGCGAGGGGGCGCUGCGGGCCGCGCUGCAGAGGGGCUUGGCGGCCGCACUGGCCCAGCACCGGGUGCCGCUGCAACUGGAGCUGCGCGCGGGCGCCGAGCAGCUGGACGCUGUGCUGACGGACGAAGAGCGCUGUUUGAAUUACAUCUCAGCCCAGAAGCCCGACCGCCUCCGGGACGAGGAGCUGGCUGAACUGGAGGAUGCGCUCCGGAACCUGACGUGCAGCUCAGGCGGCCAGGGUGGGGACGUGGAGGCUGCUGAGGGCCCCUCGCAGUCCCUGGUCCCCUCUCUCUCGGAGAAGCCGCUGCCACCGACUGGCCAGACUUUUCUGUUCCAGGGUCAGCCCAUAGAGAACCGGCCGCUGAGCCUGCAAGACCAGCAGACGUUCGCACGGUCUGUGGGCCUCAAAUGGCGCAAGGUGGGACGCUCACUGCAGCGGGGCUGUCGCGCGCUGCGGGACCCGGCGCUGGACUCGCUGGCCUAUGAGUACGAGCGCGACGGGCUGUACGAGCAGGCCUUCCAGCUGCUGCGGCGCUUCGUGCAGGCCGAGGGUCGCCGCGCCACGCUGCAGCGCCUGGUGGAGGCGCUCGAGGAGAAUGAGCUCACCAGUGUGGCAGAGGACUUGCUGGGCCUGGCUGGUCCAGAUGGCGGCCUGGCCUAGGCCAGGUGCCCAGCCAGGGUUUGGAGCACCCGGAUGACACUAGGGUCCCUUCUGCUGCUAUUGCUGGCCCCCUGUCCAUGCACGGGACUCCGAGACCACACUUAGAACCCCACUCGUCUAUCUGCUGGAGCUGUUGGGGCAAAGUUGAUUGCCUUCCCCGGGAGCCAGAAAGCACCCACCAAGCCCGCUGGGGGUGCACCAUUGGGGAUUCUGCCCCAGAUACUUUGCUGGAGACAGCGUGUGGGUGACCUGCUGGGGAGGUUAGCCUCACCAUCUCCUACCCUAGGAGAGGGAAUUGGGGCUGGGGCUGCACUUACCUUUUCACUCAUUAAGUGCCUGGCCCUUGAGUGUCCUAGGCAUCAUCCUGGUGCUGCAAAUGUUGUCAUGAGCAAGAUAAACAAAUCCUGUCUGUCCCCAGCUCACACACAGUGUGAGACCCCAAAUAUUACGUAAUGGAAAUAAAACAUAACCCCCUUUUUGA